Molecule: messenger RNA, 1515 nt
Organism: Oikopleura dioica
Lineage: Eukaryota; Metazoa; Chordata; Appendicularia; Copelata; Oikopleuridae
Source: the annotation of a GenBank genome assembly
AUGCUGAACGAUUUGGACGACACCUGCGAGGCUCAAUUUCAGGACGAGGAAGAAGAGUUCUUUGAAUCCGAGACGAAAAUCAUGGCAGAAGAAAUUGUCACCGAGACGAUUAAUUUCGCGAUUGAGCUCCUUGCUGCCGAAAUUCGAGAGGCUGAGAUUGCUAGACGCCUCGAAGAAUGCCAAGCCGAAAUCUCGUCAGAAAAUCUUGUUCGUCCUUCAGAAGUGCGCAAAUCCCAGCGAUUCUCGAAAAACUCCAAAUCUCAAGCGAAAAAACCGCAGCCGGAAGCGUCGAAUUUAAUCAAUCAAACCGCGAGUGGAGAACAGCCAGAAUUAAAAGAAGAACCAGAACAGUCGAAAGAUGUGGUUUCAAAUACAGAUGCUGCUGAUUGUAAGAAGGAAGCGGUUUCGGAAUGGAAGAAAGGAGAAAAUGAAGAAAAAGAGGAGAAAACUGAAUCUGAAAUCGAAGCCCUAGAAUCAUUUGAACAAGCAUCAGCAGAAAGGACCACAACAAACAAUUCUUCUUCAGAAAUUCCCGAUUCCGCGGAGAAAAAAGAACAAUCCAAAACAGAAAUCAACACAAACAAGGACGAAAAAGUACAAGGUUCUCCAAAAUCCGAGGAACCAAAAACAACUGAAAUCAUCUCUUCCCCUGAAGCACCAAAAUCUAUUUUGCUUUUUCCGCUCCCGAGCCCUAGAAAAUCUUUGGACGGAGAAGUUGCACUUGUUACAGGCGCUGGAAGUGGCCUAGGAGCAGGAGUUUCAAAACAACUCGCUGCUAAGGGAGUGACAGUCAUUUGCUGGGAUGUCAAUGUCAAGGGAAACAUUGAAACCGUCAACGAAAUCAACAACUCUGGCGGAAAAGCCUUCGCCUUCAAAUGCGACGUCAGCAACCGAGAAGAGGUCUACGCCGUCGCAAAGGAAUCCGUCAAAGUCGCCGGAGAUGUGACGAUCUUGGUGAACAACGCAGGUGUUGUUGGAGGAAAGAGCUUGAUCGACUCGGACGACAGGAUGAUUUUGAAGACUUUUGAGGUCAACGCGAUUUCGCACUUUUGGACGACCAAGGCGUUCUUGCCCAAAAUGAUGGAGAAGAACAAGGGACAUAUUGUUUCUAUCGCCUCUGCCGCUGGAUAUUUCGCCGUUCCUGGUCUGACCGAUUACUGCGCCAGUAAAGCUGCUGCUGCUCAUUUUGCUGACACUCUUUCGAUGGAAAUGUUUCGGGACAACAAAGACAUCAAGGUCUCCUGGAUCUGCCCCUACGCCAUCAACACCGGUUUCUUCGACGGUUUCCAAGCAAAUCGACCGCUGGUUUCUGCGAUUCUAGAGCCGCAAUCUGUCAUUGACGACAUUGUCAAAGCGAUCGAAACUGACGCUGAUAAGGUUCUUCUUCCCGGACGGCUAACUGCACUUGAUUUUUGCCAAGCUAUUUUUCCGAGAAAAGCAUUUUUGCACCUCUGCAAGUGGGGCGGGAACUUUGAGUCGAUGAAUACUUUCCGCGGAAGACAGAAGACUCAAUAA